AUGCAUUCAAAACAGCUGUCGUUCGGAAUUAUCUAUCUCACAAUUUUAAUUGUGCAUUUCUCUUAUGCACAUCGAAUCUAUUGCGUUAGCAAAAGGAAGGCGAUUCCUACUAUUAUGGUAGUUCUCGCUUUGAGUAAUUUCGGACUAGGGUGGAUUCUUGUGGCAGAAUUCUUCCGUGAUCCUUCCCUUUCACCAGUUCCAAGCCUUUCCGUUGCCUCCGGUGUCGGUGUCAACGAUUCAUGCCUUUCAACCUUCCAGGAUCUCAAGCUCAAGAAGAAGUUCAAGUACAUCAUCUUCAAUCUCAGCAAGGAUCUCAGCGAGAUUAUCGUCGAGAAAACCUCUGAAGACUCCGACUACGACGUGUUCCUCGCUGAUCUUCCCGAGACCGAGUGCCGAUGGGCGAUCUAUGAUUUUGAGUUCGAAAAGGAGGGCGCUGGAAAGCGGAAUAAGAUCAUCUUCAUCUCUUGGUCCCCCGAUGACGCGAAGGUCAAGCAGAAGAUGGUGUUCGCGUCCUCCCGCGACGCCCUCAAGCGCUCGCUGAACGGAAUCGCGGUCGAGAUCCAAGGCACUGACUUUGGCGAGGUCGCGUUCGAGAGUGUGUUGGACAAGGCCAACCGUGGAAAUUAA
Psilocybe cubensis is the source of this 627-nucleotide messenger RNA. RefSeq lists its product as uncharacterized. Gene Ontology annotation, molecular function: actin filament binding. Gene Ontology annotation, biological process: cell motility; actin filament depolymerization; actin filament severing. The transcript has 10 exons. The coding region runs from base 1 to 627 and encodes 208 amino acids. The record is from RefSeq and is a predicted model, not a curated record. Lineage: Eukaryota; Fungi; Basidiomycota; Agaricomycetes; Agaricales; Agrocybaceae. Gene Ontology annotation, cellular component: cytoplasm; actin cortical patch; actin cytoskeleton.